ACUUCUAGUAAUUCCGGAAUCCUUAACGUAAUACACAAGAAAAUCAAAUUUGGGAUUCCUAGAUUACCAGUCGGAGUUCAAACUACAAAGCCGCCGCCAUCGAAGGUUUCGGCACCAGCAAGUCAAUUCGGAUAUGGCUUACUCCGACGUAGAUGAUGGAGAUUUCAACAUAGAUUAUGAGGAUUCCGACGUAGAUGAUGGAGAUUUCAACAUAGAGUAUGAAGGUUCCGACGAAGACGGCGGCGAGGAUUCUUCUACCCGAAAGCUAAGUUACAGUAUCUUGAAGGAGGAAGACAUUCGCGUACUCCUCGAAGACGACAUUAACGAAGUCUCUACUACACUUUCGUUGCGUAGAGGGGAAGCUUGCGUUUUGCUACUCGCGAACAGUUGGAGCGUGAGCAAGGUGCCGGAGGAAUGGUUCGCGGAUGAGGAAAAGGUCCGGAAAGCGGCGGGGUUGUUGCCGGAGAGCCAAACUUCCCCGAUCCGAUUCGGAGAGCGCGAGAAAUUCCGGUGCGAAAUUUGCGGCGACGAAUAUCCUCUCUCCGAAAGCACCGCCGCCUCUUGCGGCUGCGGCCACGUUUUCUGCGUCGCGUGUUUCAAAUCGUGGAUUCAAUCGCUGAUCAAGGACGGGCCGGGUUGCCUCUUCAAGCUCCGCUGCCCCUGGGCAGGCUGCAACGCCGCCGUAGUGGCGGAGACGCUCGAAUCAGUCGCCGAUGAGGAAGACAUAGCCAAGUACCGGCGGUAUCUCCUCAGGUCUUACGUGGAGCAAAACCGGAUGAUCAAAUGGUGCCCGGGCCCCGGGUGCGAUUUCGCGGUGAAGUUCGAUACGUGGAACGCCGAUUACUACGACGUCGUAUGUGAAUGCUCGCACACUUUUUGCUGGAACUGCUUGGAGGACAAUCACCGGCCGGUGGACUGCGACACCGUGGCCAAGUGGAUGAUCAAAAACGUCUCCGACGCCGAAAACGCAAAUUGGAUUCUUUCGCAUUCCAAACUCUGUCCCAAGUGUAAACGCCCAAUCGAGAAAAACCUUGGAUGCAUGCACAUGACUUGCGCCGCACCUUGCUUUUACGAGUUUUGUUGGCUGUGCCUGGGCCAGUGGGGGCGACACGACUGCAACCGGUACAAGAGGGAGAAUGAGGAUAAGGAUGAGGAGACGAGGCGGGAGAAGGCGAAGAAGACGUGGGAGAAGUACAUGCAUUACUACGAGCGUUGGGAUGGGAACGAGAGGUCGAGGAAGAAGGCGGUGGAGGAUUUGCGGCGGUCGCGAGGGGAGGUGAUUAAAAAGCUAAGCGAGAUUCAGAGCGAACCGCUUUCGCAGGUGAAGUGUCUGGUGGAGGCGUGGGAGCAGAUAGUGGAGUGCCGGCGCGUGUUGAAGUGGACCUACGCGUACGGCUACUACCUGCCGGAGGAGGCGGCGGGGAAGCAGCUUUUCGAGUACUCGCAAGGCGAGGCGGAGGGCGUGCUGGAGAAGCUCCACCACUGUGCGGAGAAAGAGGUGGAAGAUUACCUGUCGGAGGCGAAGCCUUCCGAGGAAUUCCAUGAUUUUCGCCGGAAGCUCUGCAAUCUCACUUCGGUUACCAGAGGAUUCUUUGAGAAAUUGGUUGCGGAGCUGGAGUGUGGAGAACAAUCCUCUGGAAAGGGAAUGCGCAAACAAUGUUGAGCCUUCGACUUCUCCUUCAAAUAUAGGGUUUGGUUUUAGCGAUCGGAAAUCUUGAAAUACAAAAAUGGCUUUGUUCAUCUUGUGACAUUAGAUAAUCUCAAGUGCAUAGAUCUUGUGUUUUCUGUCGUGUUUUGUUAUUUAGCAACUUUAUUUCGGUGUUAUGUAAAAGGGAUAUUUUAGCUAGAUUUGUAGGUGCUUUAUGCAACCUGUAUCCUGAAAACAACAGACAUUAUUUAUUCAUAACCCUGGUAUAUAUUGGUUUUGCAUAUAAGGAUCAGAAUAUGGUGACUACUGCAUAAUGAUGAUGAGUGAGCGAAUUGGUGGACAGGUAUGCCGUAUGUAUGGUUGUUUUGCUAACUUCUUUCAAACUUACGGUUUACUUCACUUUCACAGUUUCAAUUUCACAUAAU
Molecule: messenger RNA, 2073 nt
Organism: Ipomoea nil (Japanese morning glory)
Lineage: Eukaryota; Viridiplantae; Streptophyta; Magnoliopsida; Solanales; Convolvulaceae
Product: probable E3 ubiquitin-protein ligase ARI8
Exons: 3
Coding region: 134-1663 (509 amino acids)
Biological process (GO): positive regulation of proteasomal ubiquitin-dependent protein catabolic process; protein polyubiquitination; ubiquitin-dependent protein catabolic process
Cellular component (GO): ubiquitin ligase complex; cytoplasm
Molecular function (GO): zinc ion binding; ubiquitin conjugating enzyme binding; ubiquitin protein ligase activity
Source: RefSeq, a predicted model, not a curated record